Molecule: messenger RNA, 1572 nt
Organism: Vitis riparia (riverbank grape)
Lineage: Eukaryota; Viridiplantae; Streptophyta; Magnoliopsida; Vitales; Vitaceae
Product: pleiotropic drug resistance protein 2-like
Exons: 2
Coding region: 900-1301 (133 amino acids)
Cellular component (GO): membrane
Molecular function (GO): ABC-type transporter activity
Source: RefSeq, a predicted model, not a curated record
GAGUAUAAUGCUAUCCGGUUCUUCAUGACGAUUGCCAUUGGUUUUAUAUUCGGUGUCAUCUUCUAGAGGAAAGGAGACCAGAUGUGAGUCUACAGUUAAUUAUUUUUGAACCACAUGCCUUUGUGCUUUCUUUACUUCCUUUACUUGGAUAUGGUUAAUGAAGUUCUCUUACUAUUUUGUCAACAGAUACAAACAACAAGACCUGAUCAAUCUAUUGGGAGCCACCUAUUCUGUUAUUAUUUUCCUCAGGACUUCAAAUGCUUUUGCGGUGCAACCUGUUGUAGCAGUUGAGAGGACAAUAUUCUACCGUGAAAAGGCAGCAGGAAUAUACUCAAGAGUUGCCUAAUGCAUUUGCUCAGGUGGGAGACAAAAUAGUUCAGUUGCCGUAUGUUUAUGUAUGAAGGGCUUUGGUAUCUAUGAUUUAUAUGCAUCUUUUCUGGUGCAGGUGGCCAUAGAGACAAUCUAUGUUGCAAUUCAAACCAGAGAACCGGUUUGAAUUGCAACAUAGAUUGUCUCUAUGGCCACUUGCACAAGAAAGGAUGCAUUUAAAUCAUAGAUGCAGAAAACCUUCGUAUAUAAAUAUAAUGCAACUGAACUAUUUUGUCUCCCACCUGAGCAAAUGCAUUAGGCAACUCCGAGUACAUUCCUACUACCCUUUCACGGUAGAAUACUGUCCUCUCAACUGUUACAAUAGGUUGCACCGCAAAAGCAUUUGAAGUCCCUAGGAAAAUAAUAGCAGAAUAGGUGGCGCCCAAUAGAUUGAUCAGGUCUUGUUGUUUGUAUCUGUUGACAAAAUAGUAAGAGAACUUCAUUAACCAUAUCCAAGUAAAGGAAGUAAAGAAAGCACAAAGGCAUGUGGUUCAAAAAUAAUUAACUGUAGACUCACAUCUGGUCUUUCAAUGUGCUUUACCUACUUCUCAAUGUAUGGGAUGAUGGUUACUGCUCUUACUCCCGACUAUCAAAUUGCUGCUAUUGUUAGUUCCUUCUUCUCAAAUUUCUGGAACUUGUUCUCUGGUUUCCUCAUCCCCAGGCCGCUAAUCCCAAUAUGGUGGAGAUGGUACUACUGGGCUUCUCCAGUUGCUUGGACAAUCCACGGCAUUUUCGCAUCUCAAGUGGGUGACAUUACAUCUGAAGCUGAAAUAACUGGAAGGAGUCCAAUGCCAGUAAAUGAAUUCAUCAAAGACGAAUUGGGUCUUGAUCAUGACUUCCUUGUACCUGUAGUUUUUUCUCAUGUGGGUUGGGUCUUCCUCUUCUUCAUCGUGUUUGCCUAUGGCAUCAAGUUCAUUAACUUCCAGAGGUGAUAGAGAAACUUGAAUCCUUUAGUCAGGACACAGAGUGUAGAACAUCAUAGUUAAUAGAGAGAACAGGAAAGUGUUUGUAGAAUAUUAUAGUUAAUAGAGAGAACAGAAGUGUUUCUUCUUCUUUUCCCCUUCACUCUUCUUUGUAAGUUUGCUCGACUGUGAUUUUCAUGUUGUUAUCAGUAUGUAUAAUUAUUCUUUCUUAUCGAUUUACCAUAACAAAGUUUGUAUAAUUACUUUGUAUAAUCAAUUACAAAAGAACGCUUUAUUAAAA